Messenger RNA from Habropoda laboriosa, 1422 nucleotides. It is a transcript of the gene Got2, whose product is annotated as aspartate aminotransferase, mitochondrial. Bases 62 to 1360 code for a protein of 432 amino acids. The record is from RefSeq and is a predicted model, not a curated record. Gene Ontology annotation, molecular function: L-aspartate:2-oxoglutarate transaminase activity; pyridoxal phosphate binding. Gene Ontology annotation, biological process: L-aspartate catabolic process; biosynthetic process. The transcript is spliced from 8 exons. Lineage: Eukaryota; Metazoa; Arthropoda; Insecta; Hymenoptera; Apidae. Gene Ontology annotation, cellular component: mitochondrion.
GAUUGGAAUAAAAGUAAUUCAGACGUGUAAUAGGUCCAUAUUUCAUUAGGUCAUUAAUAAAAUGGCACAGACUACAAGACUUAUUAAAUUUUCAUCAGCGUGUAAUUUAUUUAAAAAUAACAGCAAUGUUUCUUUAUAUCAAAUUAGAUCAAUGAGUUCAGUGUGGUCUCAUGUAGAAAUGGGACCACCAGAUGCAAUUUUAGGCAUUACAGAAGCAUAUAAAAAGGAUCAAAAUCCAAAAAAAGUUAAUUUGGGAGUUGGUGCUUAUCGAGAUGAUAAUGGUAAACCAUUUGUUUUACCAAGUGUAAGAAAGGCAGAAGAGAAAAUUAGAAUUAAAGAAAUGGAUAAAGAAUAUUCACCAAUAGCAGGGAAUGCAGAAUUUUGUAAGCAUAGUAUUACAUUGGCACUUGGUGAUUGUAAUGAUGCCCUUGAAAAUGGUUUGAAUGCUACUGUUCAAGGAAUUUCAGGUACAGGUUCACUUUGUAUUGGAGCAAAUUUUUUGUCACACUUUUUUAAUGGCAAUAAAGAAGUAUAUCUGCCAAAACCUACAUGGGGAAAUCAUGCUGCUAUAUUUAAACUUGCUAAGUUACCAGUAAAGUUUUAUCGUUAUUUUGAUCCAAACACAUGUGGAUUAGAUUUUCAAGGUCUUUUAGAAGACAUCUGUAAAAUACCAGAAAAGUCCAUUAUUGUUUUACAUGCAUGUGCACAUAAUCCUACUGGUGUUGAUCUUAAACUAGAACAAUGGAAAGAAUUGGCAACAGUAGUAAAAAACAAGAAUCUUUUUCCCUUUUUUGACAUGGCAUAUCAAGGAUUUGCUUCAGGAGAUACAGACAGAGAUGCUCAAGCAGUUAGAUUAUUUAUAAAAGAAGGAAUACAAAUUGCUUUAGCUCAAUCAUAUGCUAAAAAUAUGGGUUUGUAUGGUGAACGUGUCGGAGCGCUUACGUUCAUUACUUCUGACAAAGACGAAGCGGAACGUGUUCUUUCACAGCUAAAAAUUUUAAUUAGACCAAUAUAUUCUAAUCCGCCAAUUUAUGGCGCCAGGAUAGUUAAUGAAAUCUUUGGAGAUCCUGAAUUAAAACAACAAUGGCUUUGUGAUGUAAAAUUAAUGGCUGAUCGCGUUAUUUCUGUACGUGAAAAGUUGUGUAAUAAUCUUAGAAAAAAUGGCAGUUCUCGUGAUUGGUCACACAUUGUUAAUCAAAUUGGAAUGUUCUGUUAUACAGGUCUUAAUACUUCUGAGGUAGAAAAGCUUACAAAGGAUUAUAGCGUUUAUUUGACAAAGGAUGGUAGAAUAUCUAUGGCAGGAGUAACAUCAAAGAAUGUAGAAUAUCUUGCAAAUGCCAUUCAUGAAAUUACAAAAUAAUUACAUACUUCUAUUAAUGAUUAAAAAUUUCAAUCAAAUUUAGUCUUGUAAUCUUCAAAUAC